CUUGCUGAAUCACAUAAACUCUGCCGCUAUUUUAAACUCGCCGGAGAGAGUAAGAGGAAGAGAAGGAUAAAUCGGCGAUUGGGGUUCGAUUGAUUAUUAGAAAAUUGGGUUCGACCAUGGCGAAGCGAGAAUUGUCCAGUACUUUGAAGAACUUGAAGUUUAUGCAAAGGGUAAUUCAGAAAGAUGAGAAAGCCGAGAAAGAAGAAGAGGUUAUGCCUGCUGGAGAUUUUCCUCGCUCCGCUGCUGUUAAAAGAUGUGUUGUUGUAGUUGAAGGCGAUCCUCAUCCCGGCGUGACAAGAGGCCGCAUGUCGUUUUUAAGUUUUAACCCGUCUAUUGAUAAACUCAAUGAAGUAGCAUCUGACUCAAGUGAAACUGAAUCCGCCGCAACAAGCUCUGGCAGACAAAACGAAGCAAUACCCAUUCGAGAAAAUGGGGGGUCCGUUCAAAAGUUGGAUAAGUUGGAAGUAGAUGCAAAUGAUGAUCUUAAGAGGAAGCAAGCACAAGUUUUUUCAGAAGAAGGGUAUCCGAAUAAAUCGAGGAAAAAUGAUCAAGAAAACCAAGAUUCACCUCAAACUAGCAGCCGUAGCCCCCAGAAACGAAAUAAACGAGAAAAACUGGAUUGGAGUGUUCUUCGACCUCCCAAGUAUCAGAGCAAAAAGAGGUAAGUGAUUGAGUAAGAUAUUUUUAUUGAGUUGCGAAUAUUUGUUAAAUUAUCCGAUUAUUUAUCGGCAUUUAGGGUUGUUGCCCUGUGGUAGCUAAAUUAUGUUGUAUCGAUUGGUUUUUGUGGAUCCGGAAACAACUAUCUAUUAAAAAGAUCAAGAUAUCUAAUUUUUGGCAGGUUUAAUUAUACCCAAGUCCUAAAAACCGAGCCAGUCUUUUAUUAUUUAUUUAA
Molecule: messenger RNA, 892 nt
Organism: Erythranthe guttata (spotted monkey flower)
Lineage: Eukaryota; Viridiplantae; Streptophyta; Magnoliopsida; Lamiales; Phrymaceae
Product: scarecrow-like transcription factor 11 (SCL11)
Biological process (GO): maturation of 5.8S rRNA
Source: RefSeq, a predicted model, not a curated record